This is a messenger RNA of Trematosphaeria pertusa, 434 nucleotides long. RefSeq lists its product as uncharacterized. The transcript has a single exon. Lineage: Eukaryota; Fungi; Ascomycota; Dothideomycetes; Pleosporales; Trematosphaeriaceae. The coding region runs from base 98 to 355 and encodes 85 amino acids. The record is from RefSeq and is a predicted model, not a curated record.
ACCGCGUAAUCCUACCCGCAAUGCCCGCCGCCCUCAUCUCGAUAUUGCCCCCCGGCUCAUCUUCCACGCCCGCCGGUGUUCGCAGCAGAGCGCAGGGAUGCGGGAUCGGUUGACGCGAGGUGCAGCCAAUGAGAGUGCGCAAGCAGCCAGAUUCCCUGGGACUGCGCUAAUGCAGGAUGAGUUGUUCAAUUGUAGACAUGGUGCAGCGCAGCGCGCAACAGAAAUAAUAGCUGUGAGGUUCGCUGCCUCCCGUCCACGCGAACCUUUUCUGUUGCUCCUGCCAACCUUUUUCUUUUUGGCUGGCGACAUGCGCCGGUUUCCCUGUGUGCGAACUCACGCUUUCUCUUUGCCGUAGGGGGAGGCGCUGGCCGAGGCGCUCAUUCCUCGCUGCGACAGCACGCGGCAUGAAUUUCAACACCACGGCGCGAAUAUUC